Messenger RNA from Epithele typhae, 954 nucleotides. Its product is annotated as mitochondrial carrier. Gene Ontology annotation, cellular component: mitochondrial inner membrane. Gene Ontology annotation, biological process: mitochondrial ATP transmembrane transport; mitochondrial ADP transmembrane transport. The record is from RefSeq and is a predicted model, not a curated record. Gene Ontology annotation, molecular function: ATP:ADP antiporter activity. NCBI's taxonomy places the organism in Eukaryota, Fungi, Basidiomycota, Agaricomycetes, Polyporales, Epitheliaceae. The transcript has 8 exons. Bases 1 to 954 code for a protein of 317 amino acids.
AUGGCCGAAAUUAAGAAGACCAAGUCCGCGAAGGACUUCGCUGUCGACUUCAUGAUGGGCGGCGUGUCUGCGACAAUCUCGAAGACCGCGGCGGCGCCGCUCGAGCGCAUCAAGCUGCUCAUCCAGAACCAGGACGAGAUGAUCAAGCAAGGGCGACUCGCGAAGCCGUACAAGGGCAUCGGGGAUUGCCUGAUGCGGACGUACGGCGACGAGGGCGUCGUCGCGCUCUGGCGGGGCAACACCGCGAACAUCGUCCGGUACUUCCCCACACAGGCCCUGAACUUCGCUUUCAAGGACUACUUUAAGGCGCUCUUCGGAUUCCGCAAGGACAAGGACGGCUACUGGGCGUGGGCCGCGGGGAACCUCAUGGCGGGCGCGUCCGCGGGCGCGGCGUCGCUCGUGUUCGUGUACUCGCUCGACUUCGCGCGCACGCGGCUCGCCAACGACGCCAAGUCCGUCAAGGCCGGCGCCGGGGGGGAGCGCCAGUACAAGGGUCUCGUCGACGUCUACCGCAAGACGCUCGCGAGCGACGGCAUCGUGGGGCUCUACCGCGGCUUCGUGCCGAGCGUGCUGGGGAUCAUCGUGUACCGCGGGCUGUACUUUGGCUGCUACGACUCGUUGAGCCGUGCAGAGCCGGUGGUGCUCGUCGGGCCGCUGCAGGGAUCCUUCCUCGCGUCGUUCAUGCUGGGAUGGGCGGUCACCAGCUUCGCCGGGUUCGGGUCGUACCCGCUUGACACCCUCAGGCGCCGGAUGAUGAUGACGUCGGGCACGGGCGUGCACUACAAGUCCAUCAUGGACGCCGGGUCCCAGAUCGUCGCGAAGGAAGGCUUCCGCUCGCUCUUCAAGGGCGCUGGCGCGAACAUCGUGCGCGGGGUCGCGAGCGCGGGAGUGCUGGCGCUGUACGACCAGUUCCAAGCUAUGGCAUUUGGAAAGGUCUACUCCGGCGGUUCAUAG